UUGGUGAUAGUUUAGCAGACGUGGGGACUCCUUUCACAUUUCAUUUUCUACUUACUUUUCACUCAUUUUUGACUUGCUGAAAGUUGCGACCUGUUUUCUUCAUAAUGUCGGACACGAUUAGGCGAUUAGCCAAUGGAUCUUCUUACACAGUUUUGCAGGAAAAACUGGACAACUUAAGAAGAAACUAUAACUUGAACACAUGUGAUUCUAACUUGGGGCGAAUAUGCGAGCUUAUCGAGUUGACAUCAAAAGUGCAGGGACAGCUUUUUACUGCAAUGAGUCUGACUGCUUCAGAAGGUGGCACUUAUGGUGGAGUUGAUACUUUAAAAAGUAGACUGUUGCCUUGGCUUGGAAGUGGAUUCACUGCAUCGAGCGCUGGUGUGACUUCUGACACAAGUCUGUCAUUGUUGCAGGAAUCUGUGGAAAAAGAUCGCAAGAUUGCGCAACUUGAAGCUGAAUUGAGACUCUCGAAAGACGACUUGGACAACACUGUGGAUAAAUUAAAUUCAAGUGAAGCCGAACUUGAACAAACAAAAGUAGAAUCCGGAGGAACUUUACUUGCGACGGAAGAAGAAAUAGUUAAUCUGAGAGCUGAUCUCCGUCUAUCCAGAGAGGAAUCAAAGAAAUACAAACGACAAGUUGAUGAAUUAGGUGACUUUGAGAGACAAGUUCGAUUUCUUCGUGAUGAAAUUUCAAACUUGAGGGGUGAAAAGGAAAUCCUACAAAACAGUUUACGCAGAGCAAGAAGUGUUAGCCCAUCAAGAGCAAGAUCACCAAGUCCUUCAAGAAGAAUUCCUCCCUCUCCACUCAUCUCACCUACUCAUGCAGAGUUGACUAAUUCUAUCAGACACUCAAGACUUGUAGCUAGAUUCAACGACCUCUAUGCUAUUGAUAGAUUGGACAUGCAGGAUCGUCUUCGAAGAUUUGUUGAUGAUGAUGAAAUGGUGAAGAGAAUCCUUUUCAUUGCCACAUGCGAAUCUUUCCAUGUUGCAAAGAUGGCUUACCGUUCAUUCCGCCUUCGUGCUCGCAGACUCCUUUCUCCGAUUCAUACUGGACCAGGAGAAUUGGAAGAUGCAGUUAAUGACUACAUCGUCAGAAACCUUGACUUGCAUGAUCUUGAGUCAAGCGUUGAUAGUGUCAUUCGCUCCAUGAAUGUAAAUCCAAAAAUUUCUUUCCCACCGGAAUGUGACUUCUCUCUUCUCAGCCCUUUUAUUCGUGAAGUGUGUCGAGUUGCUUACGCAAUGCAAGCUCUUGAACCUCCUCUUGAUGUUCCUUUGGCUACUGAUGGAGAACUAUUUUCUGAUGCCAAAUAUCGUCGCAGUUAUGAUAGCGAGUACAGUGCACCGCUGGUAGCUUAUCAUAUCUGGCCAACAUUGAUGGAAGGUGAUUGCCCUCUAAUUAAAGGAGAAGCUUGCACAAGACGUGGUGCACUAUCGUCUCCCAGAAGAAGCAGAUCUCCAAGCCCUCUCCGAAGUAGUUCUCGCCUGUCACGCAGCAGUCUGAGUCGAGAUAGAGGCCGAAGUACAUCAAGAGGAAGAUAUUAAAAAUAGAAGAAAACUCAUUCCCUGAAUUAUAAUCAAUCCAAAGUUGAUCGUUGAACUAAUAAAGGCGCAUGUGAAAAUUUGUGCCAAAUUAUGCCUCUCAAAUAGAAUAUUAUUUGCUAUUGUUUCCAAUAUGCUUUUUAAAUGUUAUGAAUGUUUAGAUUUUUUUUAUAGUAGUGAUAGAAUCAAUUAUUCAUUCCAGUUAUCAAGUAUGAUUUGGCAACUUAUGUGAAUUUGUUCAAAGGCUUUAGUUUUUUCAUUAUAUUUUAUAACUUCUAUAUUUAGGCUUACAGAACAAGUUUAUUAGAAUUAUUCCACGCUGAGUGAAAAAAUAAACCGAAUAGUGUAUUUAGGAUGAACAAUUUUAUCAUUGCUGUCUCUGGUUUUAAUUAUGAACUUAAAAUGUUUAUACCAUUGCGUUAUAUUCAAAUGAGCUACCAUUCGUAGAAAAAUCAAGCUAGUGCAUUCAAAAAAAGAAAUCUACCAAAUGUUAACUUUUCAAUUCAGGAAAUUUUUGCCAGCAUAUUAUGAUACUUUUCAAUUCUUCAAUUCACAUUCAAGGAAUAGAAAUACUUUUUAUAUAGUAGACUCACAAGUAUGCGCACCAAGAUGUCGCACAACCUGAAUCCUAACCGGUACACGCAUAUUAUGUUCAGGUUGUGCGCCAUCUUGGUGCGCAUAUUUCUGGAGGUCCACCCUCACUCUUUUGUGAAAAGUGCACUUAGAUUAGGUGUUGUUUUGUUUUACAAGUUUUUUAUAUUUUUUUCAAGCCUACGAUACUCACUGCUCAUCGUUUACCGAUUGGUUUAAACAAUGUACCUGACACUAACGAUUCUGCACUGUAUAAAGCCGUGCAAUAGCUAAACCUUGUGAAGUUGCCCAUUUUAUGCAUGUAUAUGUAACAGGCACAUAGGUAGUAGGUAUUGAUAAUUGAUAAGUAGUCCUUGAACGAGACUGUUCACUGUAAUUUUUUUUGUCCGUUCUCAAUUUUUAGACGGGUCAACCGAUGCUAUCCCUACUGUUUGUUUUGUACUGAGGAAAACAGAAUAUUUCUUAUAUUUUUCUAUGUUAUUAUGAAUUAUAUGCAUGUAAUAUAGAGUAAACUUCGCAUGCUUGUA
Molecule: messenger RNA, 2659 nt
Organism: Styela clava
Lineage: Eukaryota; Metazoa; Chordata; Ascidiacea; Stolidobranchia; Styelidae
Product: mitochondria-eating protein-like
Biological process (GO): mitochondrial protein catabolic process; mitophagy by internal vacuole formation
Cellular component (GO): mitochondrial outer membrane
Source: RefSeq, a predicted model, not a curated record